This is a messenger RNA of Hypanus sabinus (Atlantic stingray), 6132 nucleotides long. It is a transcript of the gene ppm1lb, whose product is annotated as protein phosphatase, Mg2+/Mn2+ dependent, 1Lb. The transcript has 4 exons. Bases 238 to 1320 code for a protein of 360 amino acids. The record is from RefSeq and is a predicted model, not a curated record. Gene Ontology annotation, molecular function: cation binding; protein serine/threonine phosphatase activity. NCBI's taxonomy places the organism in Eukaryota, Metazoa, Chordata, Chondrichthyes, Myliobatiformes, Dasyatidae. Gene Ontology annotation, biological process: positive regulation of canonical Wnt signaling pathway; protein dephosphorylation; negative regulation of canonical NF-kappaB signal transduction. Gene Ontology annotation, cellular component: cytosol; nucleus.
UUGUCGGCGCUGGGCUGGAGCACGGUCGGUGGGAGAGCCCGGGGAGCGGCGCCGCCGUCCACAGCCACACCGAGCGAGGGACCGCCACCGCCACCGCCACCCUUGGGCUGUGCGAGCGCCGCCGGCAUCUUGCACCGGGCUUUGAGCAUUGGAGACACUGCCUUUUUCUUUUGCGCAGGUCCCCGUUGUAGAGGAUGGUGAAUUGAUUGUGUGAUUCUCCUCAAGUUUGUAGAAUAAAUGAUAGAAGACACAAUGACUCUGUUGUCUCUUUUAGGCCGCAUCAUGCGUUAUUUUCUUCUGAGACCGGAAACUUUAUUUCUAUUGUGCAUCAGCUUGGCUCUUUGGAGUUAUUUCUUUCACACAGAUGAAGUGAAGACCAUAGUGAAAUCGAGCCAGAAUGCGGUGAAAAUGAUGAAAGGGAAAGUGGUGGAAAUCAUUCAGAAUGAUCGGUUCGGGGGUUUGGACGUUCUAGAGGCAGAAUUUUCCAAAACCUGGGAAUACAAGAGCAACAAUGUGGCCGUUUAUUCCAUCCAAGGCAGAAGAGAUCACAUGGAGGAUCGAUUUGAAGUCCUUACUGAUCUGGUCAAUAAAAGUCAUCCUUCUAUUUUCGGGAUAUUUGAUGGACACGGGGGAGAGUCUGCUGCCGAAUAUGUGAAGAUACACUUGCCUGAAGCUCUGAAACAACAUUUGCAAGACUACGAGAAAGAUAAGGAGAACAGUGUAUUGUCACACCAAACAAUUCUGGAACAGCAGAUUCUCGCAAUUGAUCGCAAAGUGCUUGAAAAACUUUCUGCAGCCUAUGAUGAAGCAGGUACAACAUGUCUGGUUGCAUUGCUAUCAGACAAAGAGCUAACCGUUGCAAAUGUUGGGGAUUCUCGUGGUGUGUUGUGUGAUAAAGACGGAAAUGCUGUUCCUCUUUCACAUGACCACAAACCUUAUCAGUUGAAGGAAAGGAAGAGGAUAAAACGAGCAGGUGGAUUCAUAAGUUUCAAUGGUUCAUGGAGGGUCCAAGGAAUCUUGGCUAUGUCUCGCUCCCUAGGAGAUUACCCUCUUAAGAAUCUCAAUGUUGUAAUAUCCGACCCUGACAUCCUGUCCUUUGACCUGGAUAAACUGCAGCCACAAUUCAUGAUCCUAGCGUCGGAUGGCCUCUGGGAUGCUUUCAGCAAUGAAGAAGCAGUGAGAUUCAUUAAAGAGCGCCUUGAUGAGCCUCACUUUGGUGCAAAGAGUAUUGUUCUGCAGUCUUUCUACAGAGGGUGUCCUGACAACAUAACUGUAAUGGUGGUGAAAUUCAGGAACAACAGCAAGAUUGAAGACCAAUGAAUGACACUGAGCACAUGAGGACAAGUUCUUAACAUAAUGCUGUGCAAAUUUUAGCAAUGUGUGUGAUAGUAAUAGUAAUGGUUAUGAUAUUCACAUUUGAAUGGUCAAUGCUAGACAGCUUGUAGAAGUGGACAAACCACAUAGCUGCACAUUCAUUUUAACCAGUUGAGGUCAAAAGCCACCCUUUUUAAUCUAUGAUCAUUUUCAAAUCUCUUAUAAUAUUUCUAAUAUAAAUAAUACAUUAUACCGUGCAAAAUUUAUGCUACAAUGCUAAACUAAUUGCGAUCAACUGUUUUAUAAAGAAUAAUCAACUUAAGCAAUAAAGCAAAAAUCAAUUAACAUUCAGGAACCCUGUUACUGAUCCAAUGACUUAUGCAAUCGGUAGAACAACUACUGAACAACUAUGGAAUAAAAAGCUGAAUAAAAAUCAUCAUGACAGAAAGGGGAUUCUUUUAACAUACUAAAAGAGUAAAUCUAUUGUAGCUCCAUAGUUAUUUUACAAUAGCAGCAUAAAUUUGUAGCACAUAAAGUUUAGGAAAUAAGCAUGUGACAAAUAUUUAGUUGAUACACCUGCCCUUCUUGUUAGCUCUUUCCUGCCAUACACCAAAAGCUAAAGACUUCUUUUUCUAGAUAAGAUAGUAUGGAUGUACAACUUAAAAACUCUAUAUAACCUUUCUUAUCACUGAUCUACGAGCAGCUAACAAAGCUCGGUUGCUGCACAGUAAGAGGGUGUGCACACAUUUUUUUCCAGCCAAUCUUUUGGUUAUAUCGGGCUCCCAGAUGCUAUGCUUCAGAAGCCACAGGGAUCAUGCUGACUUGAAGUCAACGUAGACAAGAUCUGGAGAAAGGCUGCAGCUUGCAGUAAAUCUGAUACUAUUCGAAGAUAGAAUUAGCUACCAUGCAGUAUGUACCCUGUUUCAAUUUACACCAUAAAUAUUUUAAGUGGCGCACUCUAUUGUAUUCUGCAUGCCUGGUCUUCUAUGCUGCAACCAGUUUCAUAAAAUUACUUACUUCUCUGGAUAACUCAAGCAUAUUUUGCAACCUUGUUUGUAAUUGACAUGGUUUGAUGAAAUAUCAAGACCUUUCAAUAUGGUUGUGCGAACAAGUUUGCUGAUUGAGUGGUCAGUGAAAGGCUUCUCAAUUCCUCUUGUUCGCACAUAAGCUAUACUUCAGGUAAACCCUUCCCCAUGUCAUAAUUGCAUUUUUAUGACAACAAAUUCUUCCCAGCAUUGUAGAUGGAGCUCUGGGCUUUGUGAAGAACACCACUUCACAGUCCGUUUGUAGACAAUGACAACAGAGAUUCAGACUUAGAUUAUCUGUUUUUCUAUUGAGGCUAAUGGGAUCCUCUAUUUUGCAUCAAAUCUUAUAGAUCAUUCAUGUUGUGACUAAAUAGUUAGCAAAGCCCAAGGGACAACCCCCUGGAAAGGAUUUGCAUUCCACAUGUGUCAAAUGCUGUACUCCAAAGAUUGAAAAUCUGAACUAAACAUGCAAAAUGCUGACAAAACUCAAGUUAGGAAGAGAGCAUCAAAGAGAAAUAUAGUGUUCACAAUUCUGACCAAUACCUUUUCAAUACAAUGAACAAAAUAAUUCUAAAUAAAAAAAAUGUUUUCAGUUACAUUGAAGGAGGGGAAGGUCAGAGAGAACAUGGGCAAGGUCUGUGAUAGGGUGGAUGCCAUAACAGAUUAAAUUACUUAAACAAUAAUGGUGCUACCUACAUGAAAGUGUGUCUGGAGGAGGUAAAGUGACCAAUAAACUACCCGAAGAAUGGAAAUGACAGGUCACUAAAAUCUGAUGUCACCUCCACAUAUGCCUUCCCCUCCCCAAAUGUUAAGUCUCCAUCUCUGUGCUUCUCUUCCACCUCCACAGGACCCAGACUCUUCUCACAGCACUUCCCAUUACACAACUUGAACACCUUUCCUUUUCCCUUCUCCCUUCUCAUAAUCCAGGGACCAAAUGACAAAACACUUUUUUACAGUGGUGUAUUCAAACUUACUGGACAAUUGUCUUGGAGAACACCUCUGUUCAGCCCACAAGAGUGACCCAGAGUUUUCUAUUGCCUGUAUCAUUAACUCUCGAUCCCACUCUGACUUUGUUGUCUUUGGUUUACUGUAAUAUACCAUCAAAUUUCAAUACAUUCUCAUGGAUAAGCACCUCUUCUUCUGACCUGAUACAUUACAAACUUUUUGACCUAAUAUUGAAUUCAACAGUUUCAGCUUUUCACCAUUCCAGUCUUGUAUCUUCUAUUUCCAGUACUUUUUUUUCCCUCCCCUUUCUCCUAUAAUGAUGGUUCAAACUUCAUUCAUCUUCUCCAGGUGUAACUUACCACUCCCUUUAAGUCUGCAAUAUUUAUAAUGAUGACUCAACAUGGUCACUAACAAUUGCCCUUUUGCUCUUACUGCCUCUCCUACCUUUCUGUGCAACUUAAAACUUGUUUCAUUUUAACACUUCCCUGUUUAAAGCCUGUCGAGCUAAAAUGUUGGUUCCUUUUUCCUCUCUGCAUAGGCUGCCUGGACCCACUGAGCAUUUCUAACAUUUUCUGUAUUUCUGUUAAAUAUAGUACUAUAUUAAAGAAUCCUUCAGAUACUAAACAAGUUCAAUUUGAUAAUUUGAACCACUCAAAGAUAUUUAAAAUGCAAAAAGCAAGUGAAAUUAAAUCACAGAUUUUAUCACAGUACUAAACCCAUUAUUUUGUUGUUUUAAAUGUUACGUAAACUCCUCAUUGUUGCAUAUGAACCAUGUACAUUUGGCAAAAGAGACAAGUUGCACCUAGAGUUAAUUUUCAUGAAUUGCACCUAUGUUAUUAAGUGUUCUACUGAUUCAUAAUAAUGAGGGGUGCACUGUUCGUUAUCAUCUCAAGACAUCAUGGUCUGUUAGUUAUAUAAGCUUAUGUUUAUAGACCCAAUGACAAAAGAGAAUCUAUGUAAAGUAAUCAAGAUUGGAAGUGUAUGAUCUGGAAACAACAGCAAAUUAUUACAUAAAAAAAUCACAAAAUUGUAUGAAAUUUUACAGUGGUGUCAUAGAAUAAUCUCCUGGUUUAUUUUUUAAGUAUUCUUAGUUGAUAUUUAAUGUAAUCAAAGACAGAACUCUAAAAAGGAUGGAUAGCAAGUAGAUCUGGCCAGCUUUGCCCAUAGACUUUGAUUAAUGAAAGUAAAACUUUGAGUGUAAGAUGCAGCAAUGUGGUGUUCUUGGUGCUCUACGGCCCAGAUUAGAUCAAUUUGCAGGUGUGAUUUGCAAACUUUCAUAUGUAACCGGUUGAUAAUUCUUAAAUUAACAGACUUUCAUCUUACAAAUCAGAACUCCUCUAAAAUAUAAAACAUUUUGCUAAUUAAGAAAAUCUUCUAAAUAGCAUUCCUUCCCUGAUAAAGAGAUGUGAGUAAGUAGAUAUGAUUAAAAAGCUGGAAAAAAUUCCAUUGUCCAUUAUCUCUGACCAUUCUUAUGUCAUUAAAAUCAUUAACAGAGUAAGCUUAAUUUAUUGUAGACUUAAUCAUAGUGAAAAUGCCACAUCCUGUGCCCCCGAAUACUAUUGCAAACAUGACUACUUCACCAAGGCUCAGAUUAGGUUUAAGUGAGGAUCAUGAAUAAAGGCCAUGAGUUUCCUCUUGUCCAAAGCCAGGGACAUUUCCCUAAAUCCGGGAAUGAAAUAAACUGCAAGACUAGCCUAAGCCACCAAUAUCUGUAAGGCAUGUUUGCACAGCUAUCUGUUUGAUCCCUCCAGCAUAAAUUAUAUUUAGUAAAGUUAUGAGGAUUGUUGAAAACCCCAGUGGCCUUCACAAGAGAGUCAAAACUCAGGUGUGUUGUGUUAUGGCCAUGCACUCUGACCCGCCUGCUUUCUCUUUCAGUACUCCUCCCUGGAAAUGCAUCAGCAGUAAAUAACUAAGCUGUUUUUCUGCACUGUUUCUCAUUGUUUCUGAGCCAACAGUAUUUAGUUAACAACCCAUUCUGUGCAUUUCUGAAUGAUAUGAUGGAAGUUGUGCUUUCCAUGAAUUGAUGCCAUAUUGUGUCGAUAAAUAUAAAGGACAUGAGGAUGAGGCAAGUUUUAAAAUAGCUAUAAUGAAUUGCAAUUUUCCUAAUUUAUUUAACUGUGAAAUAUGAUGCCAGCAUAACACUUUUUUAAAAGUUAUGUUUUAAUUCAAAACACUUCAUAAUCUUAUAAAUUAGCUCAAUGUAAGAAAGGAAAAACUACUUCAUAAAGCAAACAUGUUCAGUAUCAACUAAAAUACAUCAGUGUAAUUCCAUGAAAUAAUAGUAUCCAAAUUCUGGACAGGCACAGUCCAGGUCUUCAUUUAUUUCCACUGAUGAUUUUUUUAAAUUUCCUAUUUUAUUCACCAUUCAAUACUUAUUUGUACAGUAUUUACUAACUCCAGCUAUGGGGCUUAGGGCAAAUUUGGUUAAGGCGUACAACAAUUCACGCUUUAGGUUCUGAAGACCUGCAUGGCUCUACAUUUGUCUCCAGGAGACAGCACACUGAAAUGAAUCCAACUAGGUGUAUUGGAUGUAAAUAAACCAUACUGUCUUAGUUACAUAAUGGGCAUCAAGGUAUCAUGCUUUGUAUGCCAAAAAAUGUACAGUUCAUAAUUCCAGGACAUUAAUUAUACUACUAAAGCUAGUGGCUAAAUAGAACUGGUUAAAUAAGUAUGUAUAUACACUAACUAUAUGUAAAUCACUGUGAUGAUCAGCAUCAGAAAGUGUCAAACUACUGAAAAUGUGGGCAAGCAGCUGUGUUGUGUAAACAAUAAAAUAAAAAUAUGAAUUUGUAAAUGUGAGCUGAAUGAAUUUUGAUUUCAUAAAAAAUAAAUUGGAGCCAAAAAUUGA